This is a messenger RNA of Cannabis sativa, 1526 nucleotides long. RefSeq lists its product as uncharacterized. Gene Ontology annotation, biological process: protein desumoylation. Gene Ontology annotation, molecular function: deSUMOylase activity. The coding region runs from base 469 to 1287 and encodes 272 amino acids. NCBI's taxonomy places the organism in Eukaryota, Viridiplantae, Streptophyta, Magnoliopsida, Rosales, Cannabaceae. The record is from RefSeq and is a predicted model, not a curated record. The transcript is spliced from 7 exons. Gene Ontology annotation, cellular component: nucleus.
ACGGGGAAGAAGGCGGAGUGCAGCCAGGCCGUGGAGGAGUCCCCGUUGAAGUCCCCUGUCCGUUCGAAGACUAAUGUUGUUGGUCUAUCCGACGAAAAUGUGGUGGAUUCUGUAAGUACGCCUUCACUAUCUGUUACAAAAUCUAUUGAAGAUGAAGGUGCUGCACAUAAGACCUUCGACGAUGAGGACUUUGAUAUACUCGAAGUGGCAUCUUUCUGGAAUAAAGGCAAAGCCCUCGUCAAAUCAAAGAAGUCACAGUCGGAGAAUGUGCCUUUAAUUGAGGAUGACUUCAACGAUAAGGCGUACGAGCAAUUCAUUGAGUCGGGCAGAACUGUUGUCGGGCCAUUCAAGACGAAGGAAGCGAUCCCCCGUAACCAAUAUGGGUUUUACAAGUUUAUUUUUAGCAACACGUUAGAUCCGGGAUAUGUGCUUGCGAAAUUUCGAAAGUUUGAAGUGGAUAGGAGGUGCAUGGCAUCGUUGCGACCGUUGCGAGAAGUUGAGGGAUCCAUCAUUGACUGUUUUUCUAUACUAAUGAACAAGUACGAACGUGAUAGUCGAUUACCUGACCAACCUCGUGUUUGGUACAUGCCCACUCGCAUCUCGCAAAAAACUCUCGGUUCGUUUAAUGUGAAGAGGAUUGCGAAAGACCGGGAGUGGUCAAAACUGUUUUACGAAGACAACUUCGAAAAAUGCGUCAAGAUGUUUGUGCCGGUGUUGACUCUAGAAGGUGCACCACAUUGGUUUGGUGCCGAAGUAAAUAUGAAGUCGAAGGUUGUCUCAUUUAUGGACUCCCUACACACCGCAAUGAAUGAGAAGUAUCGUGUGGAGGCUACGAAAGAAAUGUUGUCGACGUUGGACCUUUUGUUUGAGGAGAAUAGGUCGAAGAAUGUGACUUUCGUGGAUUUCAGAAUUGACAGGAAAGAUCGCGGGCUUCCUCAACAAGACAAUGACCGAGAUUGCGAAGUAUACGUCAUGAAGUACAUGGACGCUGUGGCCAAUGAGGAAGAAGUAGUUGAUGAGUUUCACCCGGUUGAGGCACGUUUGGAAAUCGCUGCGAGGAUCAUAACUGAUGAACAAAAUGAAAUUCGUACCAAAGUGGUUGAAGAUCGUAGGGCUGCACAAGGCAGCUCAUUUGCAUCAUCCUCGGCCCCUUUGCGUAGUCCGUCAAAGUCUCCACGCGAUCCUCGGUUCAGUACAGCGAAGUCUCGCAAUGCAAACAUGUUUCCCCCGUCAAGAGCCUCCCCUAGGCUUCAGUCUACCAAGACUAAGAUUUCAUAUGGUGAAUAGUGUGUGAAAAACACUUGUGUUAUUAAUAGGUUGUGUUAUUAAUAGGUCGUGUUAUUAGUGUGUUGUGUAGUUUGGAUUUGGGAGCAUAGGUUGUCUUAUUUGUGUGUUGUUUAGUUUGGAUUUCGGAGCAUUUGGAUUUAGACAUCUGUUUUUAUUAGUUCACGUUUGGAACUGGUUAUUAUGUUCACAGACUUGUGUUUAUUUUAGUUUUGACAAUAUAUUAAACCAUACUUAGCAAA